AUGGCCACCGAAGCAGAAAUCCUCGCCUCCUACCCCCAGGUAUCGGCACCCUCCGAGAUCCCCGGUUACACCUCCAACUUGACCGAGGAACAGAAGACCAAGUUGGCGCUUUUCAGAAAGUAUCUCUCCGAGCAAGGCUACACCCAAAGAUUGGACGAUGCCAGCUUGCUCCGUUUCUUGAGAGCCCGUAAGUUCGACGUGGAGAAGGCCAAGGAGAUGUUUGUCAACUGUGAGACCUGGAGAAAGGCGGAGGGCGUGGAUACCAUCUUGAAGGACUUCCACUACACCGAGAAGCCCCUCGUGGCUAAGAUGUACCCCCAGUACUACCACAAGACCGACAAGGACGGCCGUCCUGUGUACUUCGAGGAGUUGGGUAAGGUGUACUUGCCAGACAUGUUGAAGAUCACAUCCCAGGAGCGUAUGUUGAAGAACUUGGUGUGGGAGUAUGAGCUGUUCACCACUUACCGGUUGCCCGCCUGUUCGAGAAAGCAGGGCUGUUUGGUGGAGACUUCAUGCACCAUUAUGGACUUGAAGGGAAUUUCCAUUGGAUCUGCUUAUCAAGUGGUUGGAUACGUGAAGGAGGCCUCCAAGAUUGGUCAGGACUACUACCCGGAGCGCAUGGGUAAGUUCUACUGUAUCAAUGCACCAUUUGGGUUUGCCACUGCAUUCAAGGUGUUCAAGGGUUUCUUGGACCCCGUCACGGUGUCGAAGAUCAACAUCUUGGGCUCGUCCUACAAGAAGGAGUUGCUCAAACAGAUCCCCGCAGAGAACUUGCCUGUGAAGUACGGAGGCACUUCGGAUGUCACUGACGAUGACUUGUACUUGAAGGACUUCGGUCCUUGGAGAGAUACCGAGUACAUUGGCCCCGAGGGCGAGGCUCCACGUGCAUUUUCCUAG
Molecule: messenger RNA, 897 nt
Organism: Australozyma saopauloensis
Lineage: Eukaryota; Fungi; Ascomycota; Pichiomycetes; Serinales; Metschnikowiaceae
Gene: SEC14
Product: phosphatidylinositol/phosphatidylcholine transfer protein
Exons: 1
Coding region: 1-897 (298 amino acids)
Source: RefSeq, a predicted model, not a curated record